AUAGGAAAGGGAGGGUUCGGAGAGAUCUACUUAUGCCGUCGCGAAGGGGACCGACAGGACGGGUAUGUCGUGAAAGCAGACAACUUCGACGGCCCCCUCUUCGCCGAAAUGAAUUUCUACUUACGAGUGGCCAAAGAGGAGACAAUCGACGCGUUUGUAGCCAAACAUAGGCUACCGUUCCUCGGGAUGCCUCGCUAUGUGGCCAAUGGUAUACACGACACGACGAGCGCCUGUAGUAAUGUCUUGAAUCGAGAGGUGAAGUUCCGGAGCCAACAGAAGCCGCACCGCACGGGACCUACACUUCAGUACCGGUUUCUAGUGAUGGAGAGGUUUGGUCCGGAGUUGAGCCAAUCGGUGGCCAAACACCAGUUGACAGCACCGGAUGCCGCACUCAUCGCCGCCAAAAUGAUCGACGUCCUGCACUACAUCCACACCUUUGGCUACAUUCACGCCGACAUCAAAGGCGCGAACAUCUUGAGGUCGAUUACCGCGAAGUCUAAGACUUCGGACUACUAUUUGGUCGACUUCGGACUGGCGGACAGGUAUUGCGAUAAAGCGCGGGUCCAUCGCGACGACAAACCGGACAAAAAGCGGGCCAACAAUGGGACGGUUGAGUACCGGUCCCGCGACGCCCACCGGGGGCUCAUCAGCAGGCGCUCCGAUAUUGAGUGCUUGUCGUAUAACCUCAUUGAGUGGCUCUACGGGCGCCUCCCGUGGAUGGACAGCCUGUCCGACGCCAACAAAGUGGAGACCAAGAAGGAGAAGGCGAUGGCAGACAUCGACGGCUUUCUCAGAGAUUGCUUCCAGAAGUCGGUUCCAAUCGGACUCAAAGAGUUUCUGCACGAAGUGAAUGGAAUCGCUUACAACUCUGAACCAAAUUAUGGUGAUCUCAAGAAGAUAUUGACCGAAAAGGUGUCGAAAAAUAAGACAAUUGUCGCCAAAAAUGUUGGGAAGAUUGACAGCGACGCCGACACGUCCGCCGACGACGAGUCCGACGAUGAAGAGCCCAGACGUCCGAAAAGGAGUCGAAAGCCGACCAAAAGGCCGACCACUAAGAAGUCGCCGCAGAAGCGGAAGAAUGCGAGCAAAGGAAGUAAUGGUAAGCUUAAGAAGCGAGAGAUUCCGGUCGUGGAUGUGAGCGACGACUCCGAUGACAAUAAGGCGUCCAAAAGUCCGCCCAAAAGGUCUCGAAUGGCGGCCAUUAAGUCAGACUAUCACUUAAUGACUCCCAAGAAUGGCACUAAAGGCCGCCCUUUGAGGACAGUUAGCACUCCGUUGCUGUUCGCCGAAGAAGAGGACAGUUUCGGUGAACCCGUUGCCAGUGCUGGUGAUGGCAGUGGGAGUGGGCGUCGAAAGUACCGCAAGAGUACAAUAUAUUACACACUCAACGGGUCGUUGACUGACUUGAGUGGUACGGGCGAUGAGGCGCCGACAGCACCGGCAGAGACGGACGCCAUGAAAGCCGUGAGAAUUCAGAUGAAGACAUCGAAAGCACCGGUAGUUAACUCAUCGGCAGAGAUAGAAACGGAUGCCAUGAAAGCGAUUCGCGUCUUGAAACAGAUGAAGGAAUUGGAGAAACAGACGAAGAAAAAGGCGAUCAAAAAGUAAUGAAAUGUUUUUAAUUGUAAUUAUUUUCCAUUCAUUUUCUAAUCUGUUUUUUAAAGAGUAAUUCAUUUUAAGUUUUUGUCAUUGAUUUAUGCAUUUUAUACUAUAUUUUGCGAUUAUUAGAGGUUUGAUAAUAUUUUUGAACAUUAUUUCUCAUUUUA
This is a messenger RNA of Oppiella nova, 1766 nucleotides long. Lineage: Eukaryota; Metazoa; Arthropoda; Arachnida; Sarcoptiformes; Oppiidae. The record is from the annotation of a GenBank genome assembly.